Molecule: messenger RNA, 2233 nt
Organism: Pogonomyrmex barbatus (red harvester ant)
Lineage: Eukaryota; Metazoa; Arthropoda; Insecta; Hymenoptera; Formicidae
Gene: l(3)72Dn
Product: UTP4 small subunit processome component l(3)72Dn
Biological process (GO): maturation of SSU-rRNA from tricistronic rRNA transcript (SSU-rRNA, 5.8S rRNA, LSU-rRNA)
Cellular component (GO): small-subunit processome; 90S preribosome; t-UTP complex
Molecular function (GO): protein binding; RNA binding
Source: RefSeq, a predicted model, not a curated record
UGUUUCAUGAAGUGUACCGUCCACGUGUGUACGAUUAUGGUUAUGUUUACUACACAUUAUUAAGCAUAUAUUUCAGUUUAAUAUAAAAUUAGACAUAAAUUAAGUUAUAAAUUAAAAAUAAGUAUCCAAUUAUGGCGCAUCGUAUACAUAACAUAAGAUUUUACAAUCUGAAGCCGAAGGCGGCGACUUGCUUGUGUUACGAACCAAAAACGAAAAAGCUGGCUCUCGCAAGGAGUGACAAUUCCAUAGAAAUCUGGAAUGUGGAGAAUGCACCAUUUAUUGAUUGUACCAUAGCUGGUCAUGCCGAAAACUCUGUAGAAAGCGUACUCUGGAUCGAAUCUAGACUAUUUUCGACGGGUUUGCAUGGUGCAGUGGUCGAGUACGAUUUACAAACUCUAGGAAUCAAGCAUGAAGACAUGGUGGUAGGAGGAGCAGCCUGGUGUAUGGAUGUCAAUCAAGAGAAGACUCGCUUGGCUGUUGGCACAGAAGAUGGAUAUAUUAAUACUUUUGCUGUACAUAAAGAUAAAUUAAUUUAUGAGAGAAUAUUUGAUAAACAGAAAGGAAGAAUUUUGUGUAUCAAGUGGGACAACACAGGCGAGAUGAUAUAUACAGGUUCUACAGAUACUGUUAGGGUGUGGAGCGCCAUAUCUGGACAUGCAAUACACAAAAUGACGACUUCUAGAAGUAAUAUUAAAAAAAGCACAAUAAUUUGGUGCCUUGCAGUUACUGAUGACAAUAUAAUAAUAUCUGGCGAUUCUCAGGGCUUCUUAUGCUUCUGGGAUCCUCAUAUAGGAGUCCUGAUAGAGUCUCAUGAAAGUCAUACCGCUGAUAUAUUAACUAUUACUUUGUCACAUGACAUGAAUGUUGUAUAUUGUGCGGGUGUAGACCCUGUUGUAAGAAGUUUUUGCAAGGUUAUCCUAAAAUCAAGUGGAAAACCUCAAUGGGUAAAGGGAAUCGAGAGGAGACUGCAUGUUCAUGAUGUUAGAGCGCUUGUAGAAGCCAAUGGAAAACUCUAUUCGACUGGUGUAGAUGGGUAUCUUGCUGUAUCGAGUUAUCCACCAAAAAAUCUUGUAAAGUAUCCACCACUACUACAAUCACCUUGUGCCAUAAUAUGUCGAAAAUCUAGAUGUAUCUUGUUGCGAUACACAAAUUAUCUAGAGCUAUGGAGACUUGGUUCUGCAACUAAAGAUCCUCCAGAAUUAGUACGUUCUUCUAUGUUGCAUCAGUUGGACGAGGAACCUAUAAAACUACUGCAAUUACAAACAAAAAAUGAUGAAAGCAUAAUUUCUUGCGCCAUUAAUAAAGACUCUAAGACGAUCGUGUAUUCGACGGACACUCACGUUAGAGUUUUCAAUUUCGACGUAGUGGAAGGAGAUGCUCAAUUAUCUAGGAAUGAUACUGAUUUAUCCAUGAAUCGAAUACAAAAGAUGUUGUUCAGUCCUAAUGGCAAGUUAUUUGCCGCCAUCAACAAUGACGGCAACGAAAAUACCGUGACGCUGUUCAAAGUAAAUAAGAAAAGCUUAAAUCUGAUCGGUUCAUUCCAGACAACAAGGGAGUCUAUUAAAAAUGUCGGUCCCGUGUGUUUCUCUCCAGACAGCAAGUAUCUUGUAUGUGCAGACCGGCAACGUGGAAUCGCCGUAUAUUUUAUCGGUAAUGGUAUAACGGCAGAAUCGCUCAAGGCAUGGCAAUUACCCAAGUACAGUUGUCCAGUAACGGCGAUGGCCGUGCAGAAAAGUACGCUAAAUCUUGUCAUAGCGUAUUCUGAUCAUAAGAUUGUCGAAUACAACAUUCCUACAAAGAAAUAUACGGAGUUUUCUAACAACUUGCAAAGUCGGUUACCAAAACAUUGGUUAGCACGUCCAUUCCCGAUAACGAACAUCAUAUUUGAUACGAACAAUGAGAAUGUCAUAAUUAUGCAGGAUGAUUCAAGUAUGUAUGUUAUUAACAAAAACAGUGAAUUGCCAGAAGCGAAAGAAGCAAAGAUUCCUAAACGUGAAAACGGAGAAAGCGCAGAGGAUAGCAAUUCUGUUUGCAGCUCACAAUCUCAAUAUGCAUUUCAAGUUGCAAAAAAAUACAAGCAUCUCGUUUACUUAAAUUGGUUAAAUGAUGAAGAAUUGGUUGCGAUUGAGGUGAAUCCUAUCUCGCUGAUUGAGAAAUUACCACCUACGUUAAAACAAAAGUUUUUUGGCAUGUAAAUAUGUGUAUAUAAAAUGCUAUUAAUAAUAAAUAAAUU